Molecule: messenger RNA, 360 nt
Organism: Cryptotermes secundus
Lineage: Eukaryota; Metazoa; Arthropoda; Insecta; Blattodea; Kalotermitidae
Product: cyclin-dependent kinase 2-associated protein 2
Exons: 1
Coding region: 1-360 (119 amino acids)
Cellular component (GO): cytoplasm; nucleus
Source: RefSeq, a predicted model, not a curated record
AUGAUGAUGGACGAUGAUAUUCAAGCUGUGGAUUCUCCAAUGACAUCAAGCCCCGCAACAAUGAUGAGUCCGUCAGAUGUAAUGUCACCAGGAUCGGUUCCUGGAGCAGUUGGAAGUCCAGCUGCAUCAUUUCCUCGACAGCAUCUGCAGCAGCAACAAUCUCAGUCAGGGCCUCCAGGACCACCAGGCCAAUCAAAAUAUGCACAAUUAUUGGCAGUAAUUGAAGAAAUGGGGAAGGAUAUUAGGCCAACAUAUGCUGGAAGUAAAAGUUCAGCUGAAAGACUGAAACGUGGAAUAGUCCAUGCAAGGAUUCUGGUGCGAGAAUGUCUAAUGGAAACAGAACGAAGUGCGAGACAAUGA